This is a messenger RNA of Drosophila guanche, 2039 nucleotides long. It is a transcript of the gene Orc2, whose product is annotated as origin recognition complex subunit 2. The transcript is spliced from 3 exons. The record is from RefSeq and is a predicted model, not a curated record. Gene Ontology annotation, cellular component: nucleus; nuclear origin of replication recognition complex. The coding region runs from base 2 to 1987 and encodes 661 amino acids. NCBI's taxonomy places the organism in Eukaryota, Metazoa, Arthropoda, Insecta, Diptera, Drosophilidae. Gene Ontology annotation, molecular function: DNA replication origin binding. Gene Ontology annotation, biological process: DNA replication.
GAUGUUGUCAUCGAUGGUUUCCCGCUUCUUCUGCGCUGUUUUUAUUUUGAUCAAGAAUUCACAAUUUCGUUUUGAUAUUGUAGAAGUUUGUUAUAAUUUUACAAUGAGCGCCACUAAUCAUGGCGAGUACAGAACACCCAAGAAGCAAAAGAAAUCGAGAAAUCCGAAAUCCGCGGAGACCAUAAACAUCUCGGAUGAUGAAUCUGUCGUGGACAUGGACACGGCGCUGAUCGAUCUGGCUGAUGCAGGGGGAUCCGAAGAGGAGCGAUCACAGCCAGGCACUCGACGCUCCGCACGAAAGCCCAGUCCCACCAAAAAGUAUCAGGCAUAUCAGGAAAAGACCAAGGGCCGGCGGCAGGACCACGAGCACGAGCACAUUGUUGUCAACUAUGUGGAGUGUAGCGAGGAGGAGAGCAACGGGGAAGAGGUGGAGGAGGUUGGCGAGGGUGUGGCGGAAAUCGAUGAGAGGCCCAUCAGGCCGGACCUGAACCUCAUCCAGUCAGAGUACAAUGUGGCCGGUGCCAGUCUGUUUGGGUUCAACACGCCCAAGAAGCGGGAUGCCAUGGCUCUGGCGGCACUCAGUGCCACACCCAAGACGCCAAAGACGCCUUGCUUGGGCGUCAAGACGCCCGACACCAAGCGAAAAAAGCCCACAGAGCAGACAAAGACGCCGUCCCAUGUGCGCAGCCGUGUCAAGAAUCAGAUUGCCAAGAUUGUGGCCGACUCCGAUGAGGAUUUCUCUGGAGACGAGAGCGACUAUCGGCCCAGUGGCGAAGAGUCGUCGUCUAGCAGCAGUAGCAGCAGCAGCGACGGCCACUCCUCGGACAACGAUGCCGCCGACGAUGAGCCCAAGACACCCUGCAAGACACGCCGCGCCAUCGUGGUGCCCGUUCUGCCCAAGACUCCUUCAGCGGCUCGCCUCCGCCAGUCGGCGCGGGCCAAAAAAUCGAAUGAGUUUGUGCCAGAGAGCGAAGGCUACUUCCAUUCGCAUGCCAGCAGCAAGAUUCUCACCUCAGACCACACUCUGGAUCGGCUGAAGAAUCCUCGCCUGGCCGCCGAUCGUCUGUUCAGCCUGCUCUCCGAAAUGAAAGUGUCGGCAGAGCACGAGACUGCCAUCAAUGCCAUCAUGGAGGAGUAUCGCUCGUACUUUCCCAAAUGGAUGUGCAUUCUAAACGAGGGAUUCAAUAUUCUGCUCUACGGGCUCGGCUCCAAGCGCCAGCUGCUGCAGUCGUUUCACCACGAGGUACUUGCCCGCCAGACGGUGCUGGUUGUGAACGGCUUCUUUCCCAGUCUCACGAUCAAGGACAUGUUGGACAGCAUCACCAGUGAAAUUCUGGACGCCGGCAUCAGCCCGACAAAUCCACACGAAGCUGUAGACAUGAUAGAGGAGGAGUUCGCCCUGAUACCAGAGACGCAUCUCUUUCUGAUCGUGCACAACCUGGACGGUGCCAUGUUACGGAAUGUGAAGGCUCAGGCCAUAUUGUCACGCCUGGCGCGUGUGCCCAACAUCCAUAUGUUGGCUUCCAUAGACCACAUCAACACACCACUGUUGUGGGACCAGGGGAAGCUGAGCAACUUUAAUUUCUCGUGGUGGGACUGCACCACCAUGUUGCCCUACACGGACGAGACGGCCUUCGAGAACUCCCUGCUGGUGCAGAACUCUGGCGAGCUGGCUCUGUCCUCGAUGCGCAGUGUCUUCUGCUCGCUGACGACCAACUCGCGCGGCAUUUACAUGCUGAUUGUCAAGUACCAGCUGAAGAACAAGGGCAAUGCCCAGUACCAGGGUAUGCCCUUCAAGGAUCUGUACUCAAGUUGUCGCGAGUCCUUCUUGGUUAGCUCGGAUCUGGCAUUGCGCGCACAGCUUACCGAGUUCCUGGACCACAAGUUGGUCAAGUCGAAGCGCAGCGUGGAUGGCUCCGAGCAGCUAAACAUUCCCAUCGAUGGAGCCCUGCUGCAACAGUUCCUCGAUGAGCAGGAGAAGAAGUAGGAAUAGGCCAUCGCAUCAUUUUAGAACAUAUUAAUUUAUUAUCUAAUAUUGU